Messenger RNA from Emiliania huxleyi CCMP1516, 971 nucleotides. RefSeq lists its product as hypothetical. The coding region runs from base 1 to 780 and encodes 259 amino acids. NCBI's taxonomy places the organism in Eukaryota, Haptophyta, Isochrysidales, Noelaerhabdaceae. Gene Ontology annotation, biological process: regulation of transcription by RNA polymerase II. Gene Ontology annotation, molecular function: RNA polymerase II cis-regulatory region sequence-specific DNA binding; DNA-binding transcription factor activity. The transcript is spliced from 3 exons. The record is from RefSeq and is a predicted model, not a curated record.
AUGUCGAUCAGGGUGGAGGACUUUGCUCAGGCGUCCUCGUCUGAUCUAGCCGCCAUCGUCACCUUCCCGCCGACCGGGUCGGUUGCGCCUGCUCUCGCGACGUUCAGCGUCCCGUCCGACCAGGGGCGGGACGCCGCGGCGCAGGCGCUCGUGUCGGUCUCUGAGCCUCCAGCCAGUCCAGCCGCGCUCGUCGCGGCCGAGGGCAAGGCGCGCGCACCCAAACGGGUGCGCACCGACGCCGACAAGAGGCACAAGUGCCAGCACUGCAACUCGACGUUUGCGUGGCCGUCGGAGCUCGCGCGGCACUGCUCGUUUGCGUGCGCGGACCCGAGCUACCUCGCGGUGCACAAGCGACGCCACCAGGGCGAGCCGUACAAGUGCGACGUGUGCAGCUAUGCGACCGCAGACGCCAGCAACCUCACCCGUCACAAGCGGGUACACUCGGGCGUCAAGCCGUACAAGUGCGACGUGUGCGACGCCGCCUUCAAGCAGCCCGCCCACCUCAACUCGCACAAGCGGAUCCACACGGGCGAGAAGCCCUUCAAGUGCGACCAGUGCGGCUACGCCACCGCCUACCGCGGCGAGCUCACGCGACACAUGAAGACGCGACAUGGGCCCGCCAGCCCCGCGCAGCAGCAGCAGCAGCAGCAGCAGCAGCAGCAACUGGCCACCGCCGCCGCGGUGGCCGUCGCCGCGGUGAGCGCCGGCCAGCCGGCCGCACUGGCGACCGCCACGCCCGCCAUGGAGGCCAUGGAGAUCGCGGCUGCGCCCCCGAGCUGAUUCUUGCUGUGACACGCCCGACCGGCGGAGUCCCUCUUGCUGUGACACGCCCGACCGGCUCCACCGCGGACCGCGCUGCUCUCUCUCCCUCGAACACACGGGCACACACACACACAUACACGGUGCUCGGGCCCAAGGCCUGAGCCGCCGAGCCGCGCACUUUCAUUUUGUUUUAUUUCUUUUUCAUCGGU